This is a messenger RNA of Neospora caninum, 2133 nucleotides long. RefSeq names its product putative nucleolar phosphoprotein nucleolin. Bases 1 to 2133 code for a protein of 710 amino acids. The record is from RefSeq and is a predicted model, not a curated record. The transcript has 8 exons. Gene Ontology annotation, cellular component: cytoplasm; nucleus; ribonucleoprotein complex. NCBI's taxonomy places the organism in Eukaryota, Apicomplexa, Conoidasida, Eucoccidiorida, Sarcocystidae. Gene Ontology annotation, molecular function: mRNA binding.
AUGAAGCACAAAAAGGCCGCUCCCGUAGCUGUGGCGCCUGCCAGCGACAGCGACGACUCGGAUUCAAGUGAAGAAGAACAACAAAUGAAGGUCCAGAAAGGAAAAAAGAAAGCCGCUGGAGGGUCGGCAGUCGCAAAAGCGUCUCAAAAGAAGCCCGUCCAGCCCAAGGCCGCGUCAUCCAGCAGCGACGACGACAGCAGCGAUGAAGAAAUCACGAAACCAGUUGCGAAAAAGGGCGUGACCAGCGGCGCCGCUGCAGUUAAAGGCGCGAAACAGGCGAUCGCAGCUGCGUCGUCGAAGAAAGCGGUCAAGUCCAAGCAGAUGUCAGAUGAUUCCUCCUCAGGAGAAUCUACGGAGGAUGAAACCCCUCAGUCCAAGCCGGCCGCGAAGGGCAAAGCGCAGCCUGCGAAAGCGGUGGCGCGGAAGCAGAAAGAGGAAUCUUCCAGUGACGACAGCAGCGAUGAGGACGAAGCUCCGAAUGGAAAGCGACAAGCGGCGCCGAAGGCAGCCGCGGGAAAGGCCGCAGUGAGGAAAGCUGCGUCCUCUAGCGACGACUCCAGCGAAGAUGAGGCUCCAGCACCGAAAGGGAAGAAGCCCGCAGUUGCCCAGCCGAGCAAGACCGCGAUUGCCAACAAGACAGCGUCUGACUCGAGCAGUGAAGAGGACUCGAGCGACGAGGAUACGGGAAAGAAGGCUUCGCCUGCAACUGCCAAGAAGGCAGUUGCGAGGACUGCUUCGAGCGAAGACGAUUCCUCCUCUGACGAGGAGACGCCGGCGCCUCGGGACCGACCUCAGAAACCUGCUGCAGGAAAGGCGGCGCAGAAGAAAGACUCGUCGGACUCGUCGGAGGAAGAGAGCGAGAGCGACGACGAGGCCGCGCCCUCAAAGGGCAAACUCGGUGCAGGGAACGCCAAGCAAAUCGCCAAGAAGCCGACCAAGAAAGAGGAAUCGUCGAGCGAGGAAGAGUCGAGUGAUGACGAGCCAGCGCCCGUUCAAAAGAAGGCGACCGCAGCGCAGCCAAAGGGGAAACCUGCGCCCAAGGCGCCGGCGGCAAGCAGCGAUGACGACUCUGACGAAGACGAGUCCGAUGAGGAGGAAGAGGCUCCGAAGAAAACCAAGGGCGAGAAAGACGUUAAGAUGAAGGAGGCAAGCGACGAAGAAAGCGAUGAAGACGAUGAAGACGAGGAUGAAGACGAGGAAGAAAGUGAGCGCCCCAAGAAGAGAAAAGAAGCUCCAGCUGACGAGGAGUCGACGCACGCUUCCAAGAAGCGCAAGGAGGAGAACGCCCAACCGAAGGCGCGGCUGCAGACGAAGGGCGGCGGCGUCGUCGACAAACUGCGAACGGAAAUUUUCUGCGGGGGCCUCCCCUACUCCACGACUGAGAGCGAACUGAAGGAGCUUUUCGAGUCCGACUGCGGACCGACUACGCGAAUCAAGAUGCUGGAAGGAAAGGGAAUUGCCUUCAUCACCUUCGAGACCGAAGAGGCUGCCCAGAAGGCUGUUGAAUACAACAACACUCAGUACAACGGGCGGACCCUCCGCAUCAACCUCACGGCCGACAAACAGAACCACCAACCCGGAGGGGGUGAGCGUGGCCGCGGCAGGGGAGGCCGAGAACAAGGCGGCGGCCGAGGCGGCGGAGGUGCGGGCGGCGACCGACCGAAGGCGGCUCCGAACAAGCAGGUUGUCGUGAGGAAUUUGAGUUUCAACGCGACAGAGGAAUCGAUCCGUAGCCUUUUCGAGGAAUGCGGUGAGAUCCAAGAAGUGCGAAUGCCCGUGUUUGAAGACACCGGAAAAUUCAAGGGCCAGGCGUUCAUUGAGUUCGACAGCAUUGAAUCUGCCACCAAGGCUGUCGAGUACAACAACACUGACGUCGAUGGCAGGACCGUGUGGAUCGACUUCGCUCUUCCGCGCGGCUCUGCCGGAGGCGGCCGAGGUGGCGGACGAGGCGGCGGACGAGGCGGAGGCCGAGGCGGCUUCGGCGGCGGUCGAGGAGGCGGUCGAGGAGGCGGUCGAGGAGGCGGUCGAGGAGGCGGUCGCGGCGGCGCCUCCAGCGCCGUGAAGGCGGCCAAAGACGGCACUGUCCAGGAGUUCCAAGGGACUUCCAAGACUUUCGACAGCGACAGUGACUAA